This is a messenger RNA of Caenorhabditis sp. 36 PRJEB53466, 2560 nucleotides long. The record is from the annotation of a GenBank genome assembly. NCBI's taxonomy places the organism in Eukaryota, Metazoa, Nematoda, Chromadorea, Rhabditida, Rhabditidae.
AUGUAUUCGGUGAGAAAGAUCAGAGAAACCGAAGGAGUCGGAUCGGUUUAUCGAGAGACCAAACACUUCAGCAGUGAGUUGCGACAGUCUCCCCCCAAUAGCUGAUGCUAAAUUGAUCGUCGCGUUGAAACGGAGUGUCGUUGAAAACAAAAGCAGGUCUGAAAUUUCUGGAUUUUUUGAAAGCGAUAUAACGUUUCGAAUUUUCACUUUUACACGAGCACUCUGUCAUCAUUUUGUAGCUAUCGGUCAUACGAACAAACGUGAGGCAAAAGUUUUGAAGGAAAACUGUGCAUAAUCCCAAAAAAAAACAGCGUUUUCCGCUGAAAAACCUCAUCCCGUAAAUCGACACUGAGAGCCGCCCGCAAAAAAAGACGCGCGAAAAAUUUUUUUUCGCCGAGGGUACAAGAAAACAAUUUGAACAGUUAUUGAUCUACAGCAGUCACGUCUGUCAAUGGUCCAAAACGAAUAUUCUACGGAAAAGGAUUCGCUCGGUUCUUCUGGAUGUCCGUCGUUGUUCUCGUGUUCGCAUUCCUCCUUUAUCAGAUUGCCGUGCUCGUUCGUUAUUACUUUUCGAAGCCUACACUCUCUCAGGUUCAGUGAUCCUAUAGAAUACUUCUGUUUCCUACUUCUCUAUAUCAUUCCAGAUAUCUUUCAUUGCGAACGACGGGAGCAUGGACUUCCCGGCGGUCACCAUUUGCAAUCUGAAUCCGGUCAAAACCUCUUACAUCCAUAACCUGAACACCUCCGGCGAACUAUCGGAUGAAGUGCUCAAUUACCUUCUCGCCACAAAGACAAACUCUAUUUUCAUGUUCAAUAAUGCGGACAGAAAUGCUUUGAAACAAGGUUUGCCAUAGAAAAACAAGUUUAAAAAAUCUCAUUCCCUUCCAGCUCACGAAAGUUCCCAGAUUUAUUUGAGCAAACAUCCCGACUUCUCCAUUCUCAAUUUCUUGAAUGCUGCUCAAUUUGACUGCGCAGAACUGUUCGAAGUAUGUUAUUUCGGAGGGAAACGAUUCGAUUGCUGUGAUUUCAUGUCCCAGACUAUCACUUCGCUAGGCAGGUGCUGGGUGAUGAACUUCCAGAAUCGAUCAGAAAUUUGGAUGAAAAAACAAGUUUCCCCGCGGAUAUCAGCCAAGGCGGGACUGCAAAUCAUUGCGAACGCGAAGCACGAGGAACAGUUCACGAGCUUCCAUUACUCGAGUUUCCAAGAAAACGGCUUUCGCUACUUCAUCCACCCUCCCACCACGAGCCCAGAUCUUGCGUCCGAGGGAAUCACAGUGUCACCGUCCCGAGUUGUGAACACUGCAAUCAAAGCGGUCCUGGUAACGAGUAAAAGUCCUCUCUCAUUACGUUUUUCCAAGCUUUUCAGCACGAUCUUCUGAACCGUCACAACUGGGGGAACUGUACGCACACGUGGCCCUCGGGGUACUCGACCAGUCUUCCGUAUGGUUCUUCCGUUUGUCAAGCUCUAUGCAUCGCUGCUCACUUCCAAAAACUAUGCGGUUGUGCUCCAUUCAGCUAUAACAUUGACAACAGUAGGUGAUCUGGAAAAUGGUCCGAAUGUAAACUGGAUCUUGUAGAAUUGACAACCUGUUUACCGUACGAAGAAGUGUCGUGCAUGGAGGAUAAAAUGACCAAGAAAGAGAAUGGUAUGGGAACGGGGAACAAUGAGCAACUAUUCUCUUUCUUUCAGAUACCGUAGUCCUGGAUCUUCCCGCUUGUUCCGAAUGUCAUCUCGCUUGUCAAAAGAACAGUUUCACCUCGUACACUUCCUACGGAGACGGAUUCAAUAACAGCUCGAUGACGUGGCUCAUCAACUUGACGAAUAACUCUGAAAGUUAUGUGAGGUGAGUGCCGAACAGAAAACCGCCUGUGAAGCAGUAUUGUGCACAGAGAGAACAUAGCAGUGAUCAGCAUUCAUUUCCUGGAGCUGUUCUACACUUCCUACACUCAAGUGAAAGCGACAUCCGUUAGUAAAACGCUCAGUUAGUCAUUUGUGUCGUUCCUUUUUCCAAACACCUCUUUUGAGGCGGUAUCUUCGGUUUGAAUGGACUGUGGUUCGGAAUGUCUGUCGUUUCAUUGACCGAACUGUUCUUAUUCUUAAUCAAAAUAUCUUGGAUCAUGGUAUCGAGACGAAGAAGACAUCAUUUGUUUGAGAAGAAAGAAUCCGAGAAGGUCAGUGAUCUUAUGAUUUCUUCAGUGCAAAUGAAUUGACACUCCAGCGGAAAGUGAAGAACAUCGAGGUUGCCGUGAAAGAAGUGGAGGAGUCUCGGAUUAACUCUUCUGCCAAUCUGGCCGCUCUGGAUUCCUACAGUAAUCCGGCAGACGAACAUCAGUUCUGGUACAAAAACACGAAUAAUUUGUCCGAUCUGAGCUUGGAUAGUGUGGUGAGCCGUCAUAAACUUUUAUGUCUUCUAUGAGAAGGGUUCAGGUUCAAUUGGCUACGGAGUUUGAUAACGUUGAGCAGUCCGGAAGGAUUUCGGUCAAAAGUCGUGUGAAGUUUGAGGACGAAGUGGAAGAAGAAGAAGAGGAAGAAGGAGAGAAGAACGUUUCACGUUUCUGA